This is a messenger RNA of Lactuca saligna, 483 nucleotides long. NCBI's taxonomy places the organism in Eukaryota, Viridiplantae, Streptophyta, Magnoliopsida, Asterales, Asteraceae. The record is from the annotation of a GenBank genome assembly.
AUGGACACAGACCUUCUUGUUCAACUAUGGUUUCCAGUAAUUAGACAAGAGAUUUUAGGGUUCUUUGAGGCGACCUCAACCCAGCAGCUCGUAUCGGGAGAAGGUAUUGCUGGUAAAGCGUUGGGUACAAACCAGCAGCUCGCAGAUAUGUCCAACAAUGUUGUUGGGCUAUCGACUAUUGACUCAACAAUGGUCUACUUUACAACACAAAGCUUAUGGAUUUUCAAAUGUCACAGAGAAAAUGAGACACCUUCUCAUUAUGGGACUGUUCUGAAUGUCCAUCAACAACAGAUGUCACAGGGUGAUGGUUAUGGGAGUAGCACCACUGAUUCUUCUCGAACCGGAAACUUUUAUGUUCCCACAACCUCAAAUACAUCAAUGAUGAAUAAUCAAAGUUCCUCUCAAAGUUCCUGCAUCAGUUUUCAUAUAAACUGUGCCAAGUACCGUGAAGCAUAUUCCACCAGAAUUGUGGCGAGUGUGUGA